AUGCGAGUGCGGACGCCUUGGAUUCAAGCUCUCAAGGAAAGGAAAGAGGCGGAGAAGAACCCCGAGUUAUCACAAGUGCAAAGCGUCAAGCCCGACUUGACUCCCAAGAAGAUGUCUGACUCCUACGUUAGCCUUGUUCUGCCGCUCUCUAAAGAUCCCUGGCUUCUCGACACCUACGCAAACUACACUGGUCAGAUUCGUACCGGUACCUUGCUCAUGGACUUGGAUGCAUUGGCUGGCGUAGUCGCGUACAAGCACACGGGUGAAGGGGUGAGCAAUGUGACCGCGGCCGUUGACAGAAUUACGAUCAAAAAUCCAAUCAGGGAGAUUUGCGACCUCGAACUGAGCGGACAAGUGACAUUUGCAACCGGGAGGAGCAGCAUGGAAGUUACUCUCCAAAUCGCCAAAGCUCCAGAACCUGGUCACCAAGUUGCGCCCGAAGACAUUUUCAUGACUUGUGCUUUCACGAUGGUGGCCCUGGAUCCGCAAACCAAGAGGCCUGUCAACAUUGCUCCGCUCCAAGUCAGCACACCAGCCGAAAAAGCGCUGUAUGCCAAGGGUGAGGAGAAUUACAGGCAUAAAAAGACCAUCAAAUCUUCAGACAUCAUGGCUAAACCCCCUGAUGCCGAAGAGUCAGCUUUGAUCCACAAGAUGUGGACGGAUUCACUCGCGUACGCGGAUUCCAGGAAUCCAAAGCAGCAGCCCGCCAACGUCCUGGCUAUGUCCAAGACCACCAUUCAUUCAACACAGAUCAUGCAACCACAAAAUAGAAACCGCCACCAUUUUAUGAUUUUUGGAGGAUAUCUGCUUAGACAGACCUUCGAGCUGGCGUUCACCUGCGCAGCAUCAUUCUCGCAUACCCGCCCUCGUUUCCUGAACCUCGAUCCCAGUACAUUCGAGGAAGCGGUGCCUGUCGGUUCUGUACUCUACGUCUCUGCUGGGGUGUCGUAUACCGAGCCCGAUCCCAAUGGUGGUACGCGUAUUCAGGUCAUGGUACGAACGCAUGUGCGCCCCGUCGAACAUCAAGACCAAGAGAGAAAGUCAACUGGUACAUUCUUCUAUACUUUUCUGACACCGGCGACCGUCAAUGUCUUGCCACAAAGCUACUCUGAGUUCAUGCGCUGGGUGGCUGGCAGGAGACGUGCUGCGAGAUUGUCCGCGACGUUGGAGUCCGACCCACACCCCAUACUGGCACAACUUCACGCAGAGAACGUAACGGAAUGA
This is a messenger RNA of Cladophialophora carrionii CBS 160.54, 1224 nucleotides long. RefSeq lists its product as uncharacterized. The record is from RefSeq and is a predicted model, not a curated record. Bases 1 to 1224 code for a protein of 407 amino acids. Gene Ontology annotation, molecular function: fatty acyl-CoA hydrolase activity. Gene Ontology annotation, biological process: acyl-CoA metabolic process. The transcript is spliced from 2 exons. NCBI's taxonomy places the organism in Eukaryota, Fungi, Ascomycota, Eurotiomycetes, Chaetothyriales, Herpotrichiellaceae. Gene Ontology annotation, cellular component: mitochondrion.